CGCAGCUUCUAUUGAUAGAAGGUAUCCAUCCAUGACAUGCCUCCGGAGUACCUCCCUGCCUUAGAGAAUGUACCUCCUAUUAUGUGUGUAGCUAUUGUUAUAUACAUCCGAUCUCGCCUCCGUUAGGUACCGAACAGAACAAGACACCUUGUCGGCGGCGUCGACGACAACAUGCCCUUCUCUACCGUCACCACCACAACAACAUAGCGACGCCGGCAUCACCCUUUUCCCUCCGUAAUCAGGAAUCGCAGUGACGAUGCCGACAGCGUCCCGUCCCGAAUCAUACCGCCGCCUGUAGAUGACCUAUCCCCGCGCCUCGGUUGCCGCAUCCGCACCCAUAGCUGUUCCUUUACGAUGGAGCUGCUAACCCAGGGAGACUCGUCCUGGUCCUCCAUCCCAACCCAUCUGCUGCUUGCCGAACUCGAGAGAAGACAGGACGGUCAGGCCGACAACAACAAUGCCGAGAAGCCCGCCUGCGGGUCCGGCGACAGAGGCGCCUACGAUACGCCGCUCCACGUCUUCGCCCUGUUCCUGAUCUUAACUCUGAGCACGCUGGCAUGCGGAUUCCCUCUCUUCUCUCGCCGAAGCUCCAAGAGCCGCCGCGCCCACAAUAUAGUCUUCCUUAGCCAACAUUUCGGAACCGGCGUCCUAAUCGCGACCGCCUUCGUCCACCUGCUUCCCACCGCCUUCAUAUCCCUUACCGACCCCUGUCUUCCGUACAUAUUCAACGAGGGAUAUCCACCCAUGGCUGGUUUAGUAGCCAUGGUGUCGGUCCUAGCCGUCGUAUCGUUGGAAUCGUACUUGACUACCCGGGGCGCCGGCCACUCUCACGCACAUGCGCACACGUGGGACUCGGACGACGAAGAAUUAGAUGAGAAUAGGAAAAACGCGCAAACGAAUGGCGGCUUAGCCGCAGGGAGGGCUAGCAGCCACCGGGCGACAGAUAUCGCACUCGACGAUCUAGGAGCUAGUCGAGGUCUAAUGGCCGACGUCUCGCCACUGCCCGGCUCUAUGCCCAUCACUACGGCGGCGCCGAACAGCCACAAAUCUCCUCUUCCGAGCAAGAAUGACGAUGACAACGACGAAAACAGCGACGGCGAUGAUGACGACCUCCAUCUGGAUCUAAACGAACUCGAUCCGACCCCAGAAGAUGACGAACUGCCCCUGGCCCGCUCCAACGGGGACGCUAGACUCGCAGCACGGUACGCCGAGUCCGCGGCCCUCCAGGCCCCGCCGUCGCCCGAGGAGCAGAAGCGCCUGAUGUUCCAGUGCAUCCUGCUCGAGGCCGGCAUCCUGUUCCAUAGCGUGUUCAUCGGAAUGGCCGUGUCGGUGGCGACAGGCCCGCCGUUCGUCGUCUUCCUCGUCGCCAUCGCCUUCCACCAGACGUUUGAGGGCCUCGCGCUAGGGUCUCGCAUCGCCGCGAUCCAGUUCCCGCGGUCGUCGCUGCGGCCGUGGCUCAUGGUGCUCGCCUACGGCCUCACCACCCCCAUCGGCCAGGCCAUCGGCCUCGCCGUCCACCGCAUGUACGAUCCCCUCAGCCAGACCGGCCUACUCAUGGUCGGCUUCAUGAACGCCAUCUCGAGCGGCCUCCUGCUCUUCGCUGGCCUCGUCCAGCUCCUCGCCGAGGACUUCCUCACCGAGAAGAGCUACAAGUCGCUCCACGGCCGGAAGCGCCGGAACGCCGGGUUUGCCGUCUUUGCCGGAGCCACGCUCAUGGCCCUCGUCGGCGCCUUUGCGUGAUUUCUUUCUCUCCCUUAAAAUUUUUAGGUUGCUUUUCGGCCAUCUUUCGACGAGAGAAGGGCGUUCCUUUGCUUCCCUACUUACCACCCAUUCACUGCUUAAUUAGUCCAACCGAGGCGUGAUUCUAGAGCUCUAUGGGUAUAGGCGUUCUUGGA
Durotheca rogersii is the source of this 1895-nucleotide messenger RNA. Its product is annotated as Zinc/iron permease. NCBI's taxonomy places the organism in Eukaryota, Fungi, Ascomycota, Sordariomycetes, Xylariales, Xylariaceae. Gene Ontology annotation, cellular component: plasma membrane. Gene Ontology annotation, molecular function: zinc ion transmembrane transporter activity. The transcript has 3 exons. Gene Ontology annotation, biological process: zinc ion transmembrane transport. The coding region runs from base 355 to 1740 and encodes 461 amino acids. The record is from RefSeq and is a predicted model, not a curated record.